Aedes albopictus (Asian tiger mosquito) is the source of this 2212-nucleotide messenger RNA. Its product is annotated as O-acyltransferase like protein-like. The transcript is spliced from 6 exons. The record is from RefSeq and is a predicted model, not a curated record. Bases 388 to 2190 code for a protein of 600 amino acids. Gene Ontology annotation, molecular function: acyltransferase activity, transferring groups other than amino-acyl groups. Lineage: Eukaryota; Metazoa; Arthropoda; Insecta; Diptera; Culicidae.
GUUCGUAUGUUUUCCAACAAUGAGAAUGCAGUGAAUAGAGGAUUGACGUCACGCUUUAGAAUCAGGCAGAUCAACUCGUACAAUGUGCUACACAGUACAUGAAGUCCAACGAGGGAGCUAACAACGCUGAAAUUCGAGUAAUCAUCGCUCCGCUGUACUGAAUCUCUUCGUCCCUGAUGCAAAGCGUUUCCUGCCUGACCAGCGGUAUCAACAUUAUACCUUGAGUAGCUAGUUCUGAGGUCCGUCAGCUGCCAUCAGCAGCUUUCCCGGUCGCAGCUGGUUCAACACCUGGAAGGGAUACCGCAUUCGUUGACCGUUUUUCUCGCGGAGUUCAGAUCAUGGACCAACGAAACCUGGACCGAGGAUGACUGGCGGGAUCUGUUGUGCAUGCACGAGCUGGAGCAGUUCGGCUUGGCGCUACGGAGCGAUCAGCGAUGGGCGCUGCAGUUGUACGAUUCAUGGGGCAAAACUCCGGCUGGAUUGCAACGCGGCAACUCGUUUACACCGGGUAGUUUUGAGCAGUGCCGGGAGUUCUCCGUGCAUAACAGCGCAGCAUCGUUCGAUGGACAGCACUGUACUGUGCGGUUGAACUUGAACUCUGUAGAGUCUUCAUUGAACGAACUUUGGAUAGGUAUUUGUGUUCCAGAUUCGUGUGAAGCGCGAUUUGUGCAAAGGAUGGUGGAUAGUUUUGCGGUAGAAAGCAGCUUUGGAAAGGUGUCGAGCUUUCGCCAAGAAGACUUCUGCUAUCGUGAUGAUCCGAACUGGAGUCUAAGUGGGACUGCUAUCGCUGCUAUAACCAUUUUCGGAAUAAUUGUAGCAGUGAUGAUCAUCAGCACUGUCGUGGAAGUCCUCGGAUUCAUUCUUCAACGUCCUAUACCGCCGCUGAUCAAAGAGCUAUCAGUUUACUACAAACUGUUUGCACUGUUCAAAACUGUUCCCAAGUCCGAAGAGAAGACUGACACAAUGGACUGCAUCAACGGAAUCCGCUCCUUUAUGAUGCUGCAGAUUAUCUCGCACCAUGUCCACGAUGCUAUUCGGACGGUACCGACUACCAAUCAUGUCACUCGUGACGAGUUCUUCGAAUCCGCUUUCGGACUUUUGGGCUAUCGCGUCUCGGCAUUGUCUGCGGAUAUAUUUCUAGUGCUAAGUUCUGUACUCCUGACCUACAACGUUCUGAAGGAGCUUACCGCUACUCAGAAGAUCAACUUGCCACGACUGUACUUUCGUCGUCUCGUACGAAUUCUACCAGCGUAUGGAUUCUUUAUAUUCGCAGUCGUUGCGUUUGCCGAGUGUUUCGGCGAAGGACCCUUGUUCCACUACUACGUCCAACCAAUGAUCGACGCCUGCACAGACAACUGGUGGUCUGCGCUGUUGUUCGUUCAAAACUAUGUUCACCCAGAUCGAAUGUGCCUGCCUCACACCUGGUACCUCUCGGUAGACAUGCAGCUGUACCUCGUAUCUCCACUAUUCAUUUACCUACUCUGGAAAUUCGGCAACCGGUCACUGAUUGCCCCGCUGCUCCUGGCCCUGCUCUCCGUAGCUUGCGUGUUUACCACAUUCAUGGUGAACGAUUUCGUCCUGAAUCCUCCAAUGACCCCGGACCGGGAGUUCCACCGUGACCGGCUCACCUAUUACUCCACUCACGCUCGUAUGGCCGUGUGGUUCUGCGGCAUUGCCUUCGGAUAUCUCCUGUUCCAGACACGCAAGAAGCGCAUUGUUCCAUCGCAAAUCAUUCUGGUAGGGGGAUCGAUCGCUGCUACCGCACUGACCGGGUUCAUCAUGUUCUGUGCUCACGAAAUCUACAGACCUCGGGAAGCGGAUCCCUUGGGGGACGCCUUCUACGAAGCGUUGCACCGGGUCGCCUGGGUUAUCUGCAUCAUGUGGCUCAUCUUUAUGUGCGUCAACGAGCACGCCAGUGCCCUGGGACACUUUCUGGCGUGGACGCUCUGGCAGCCGGUGGCGCGACUGUCCUACGGCAUGUAUCUGAUCCAUUACGUCGUUAUCGUGGUCAGUUUUGCCGGAAUGUUGCGUCAACCGUUCUAUUUCAGUGCGAUAAACUUGCAGUACGUAAAUUUUGGCGUUAUCGGUUUAACUGGCGCGUUAUCGCUCGUUUGGUGGUUGUUUAUCGAACAGCCGUUCCAGGUUAUGGUACGACAUGUGCGCGAGCGGAUUCGAGACUCAAAACAAUAAAGGAUGACAAAUGAUAACAAAA